CCCCCGCGAAACCACCAACUAGACGAGGAGCAGGACUUGGCGGCUGCAAUGGGCGUCGAAUUGCCACGUCCAAGACUUCCUUAGCCUGUUUAUUGCUUGUUUUUUUCGGGAGAGAGAAUGGCUGAGGAAGCCGGCUGGGCGUCGGUGCUCGGUACGUUUGCCUGCCAUGCGAUGCUCUGGUGUACUCUUUCUUUCGAUGGAAUGCAUUGCAAUCCCCAGCUUGGAACCCUUUGACACCUGCAUUAAAUUCAACUCCUGCCGGACUGGUACAGAAUCACAAGCCGAGUCCGGACUUCCGGUGGUGGCCGGAUAUGGCCUCGGGCAAUUGUCGGGACUCUCAGCGCCCGACGGAGACGAUCGGUACAGAGUUAGUCUAGGCCAGGUUGCAGGUGGAGCAGCCAAUAUCGAGCAGACUCGGCGCCUCGAAAGGGGACUCGGUGUGGCCCCGAUGCCGAGACAGCGCGGUGUCUGCCUGUUCCGAAUGAAGAGACAGGCCGAGUUUACGAGACCGACACUUGAAUACGAACAGAGCCCUCAACCGUGGGCUGCUUUUGUCAAGAUAUGGAUGGUAAAUUGCAGCCAAGGAACACUUUCCGGGUGGCUUUCGGAGGAUUGUCGGAGGGGGCUAUAAUAUAACUGUCAUAAUAGGCUAAGGAAAGCUCUGAAAAUCUCCUCUAUUGGGAGGCUGAUAUCCAGGCUUACCAGUGCUAGUACCUCGGAGCGAAUGCUUAGUCCUUAGCGGUACACUAUGAAGGAAGAGGAUCGGAUUGUAACCAAGGCUUAGAAGGCGCGAAGGAAACAGUCCUGCUGGUAACAGUAUUCUGGCGAACAAAGCGAACACAGGAAAGAAAAAUAACUGAAAUGAGGACAGUAACGACAAGUAGGGCUGUAUCUAAUCUAACGCAGUG
Messenger RNA from Aspergillus versicolor CBS 583.65, 908 nucleotides. RefSeq lists its product as uncharacterized. The record is from RefSeq and is a predicted model, not a curated record. The transcript has a single exon. The coding region runs from base 167 to 631 and encodes 154 amino acids. NCBI's taxonomy places the organism in Eukaryota, Fungi, Ascomycota, Eurotiomycetes, Eurotiales, Aspergillaceae.